AUGAGUGUACGACAUUCAAUACCUGUUAUUAUCAUCAGGACCGCAAUUGUGGUCCCAUUAUUUAUCAUUGGUUGUCUAGCAAUAGUCGUUACGCAACUAAUUGGCGUACACUUUUUCAAGAAUAACCCAUCUACAAAACAGGCAAUCAUCAACGAAACCAAGACCCAUUUUGUCAUUUUGCUUUGUGGGAUCACUUCAAUCAUAAAUCCUUGCAAAUUUGCCGUCACAAUCGAUACAAACUCCGUACCCAACGCCCAACAAUUUCAAGUGGAUUCAAGUAACCAUCUCCACACUUUACUCCAACCCAACUCAGUCAUUAUAUCAAAUCAUCAAAUCUACACAGAUUGGCUCUUUCUAUGGUUUUUGACAUAUACUUCACAUUUAAGUAAUGCCGUGCACAUUAUUCUCAAAGAUUUAUCAAAGUUGCCCGUAUUGGGAUACGGAAUGAAGAACUUUAAUUUUUUGUUCCUUUCAAGAAAAUGGGAACACGACAAGGUUGUAUUGACGAACCAGUUGUUGGAAAUUGAUGCAAAUGCCAGAGGACACGGGCCGGCCAAUGGUUACAAACUCUUGUCUUCAACGGAUAAAGAGGUUAAAAAAUGGCCCCAGGGUGUUGAUGAAUCCAAGAUAUGGCCAUAUGAACUCAUCUUGUUUCCUGAGGGCACAGUUCCAUCCGAUAGAACAACCAAGAAAUCAGCAGAGUACAUUGCGUCUAAAGGGUUGCCACCUUUGAAUCAUGUCUUGUUGCCUCGUAUCAGAGGUUUGUACUUGGCUUUACAAAAGUUGCGCAAUUCAGUUGAAAUUGUGUAUGACGUGACAACAGCGUAUUCAAGUUUGAAAGAAGAUGAGUAUGGAGAAUUGGUGUUUUCGUUGAAGAAUUUUUACUUGCGAGGUCGCGGUCCACCAGUGGUAAACUAUUUCAUUAAAGGUUAUAAAUUGCUGGAUAUUCCAUUGGGUGAGGAGGCAUUGGAUAGUACUGUUGAAGCUAGUGAUGAAGAUUUGCAGAAAUUUGAAGAUUGGUUAUUGAAGAUAUGGUAUGAGAAGGAUAAAUUGAUGGAUAAUUUCUAUAAAACUGGUCAUUGGGGAAUAGGAAGUGACACUGGCAGUGGAAACAGUCAUGGAGCUACUAGAAUCAAUACUAAAACAAUUGUUGGUGAUUUCAAGUUGAGAAGCCCCUUGGAAUUUACAAAACCUUUCCUUGUGUCUAGCUCCACCAAAACAAUAUCAGUCAUGUUCACCAUAUCUAAAGGCAUUACCCUUUUGACCAUAAUAAUCCAGUUUGUAGCCAUGGUUUUACUUGCGUUCUUGCUUCUUGGCUGCAUCAAUACGUCCUCCAACUAUUCCAACGUUUACUUGUUUGACUACAAAUUCAAUUCAUCAUCAUCAUUGUAUCAACACUUAACUCUUGAUUCCAACUCCACCACAACCCCCGGCAACACAACCACAUCCUCAACAUCCAUUUUAAAUUCAGACUUGUCCAAGAUCUCAGUCAAGGUGGGCUACUUGGCACUUUGCCUUUCUGCCAAUGAUCUUCAACAAUGCACAUUCUACACCAACGUGCAAUCGAUCCCACAACUCACAAUAUCCUUUCUUGAGACUAGAUUUAACUUACUCAGUAUUGCCCAAACUUUCAACUCUUCCAUAGUUCACUCGCAUUUACUAAUGGCGUCUAUAAUCAUUACACUAGCAACACUAGUAAUCUUGUGCUACUUGACCUUACCAAUAAGUUUUGGGUCGUUGGUCAUGAAAAAAGUGGGUUUACUUCUAACAUUUGUCAAUAUGGUGCUUUGGGGAUUGGGUAGCAUGUUGCAGCAUCAGCUGGUCAAUGCAACAACGAGUUUGUUAAGUGGUGCUAGUUUUGAAGUGGUUGAGGUAAAUCGGGGUCAACGGGCUGAGACUAUGGCUUGGGUUGCUUUUAGCUUUUUGGUUGUUGUGUUUUUGAGCUUUGUGAUGAUGAAUUAUGCAGCUAUGAAGAGUAGGAGGAAAGAUUCAGGUGGGGAUGGUGGGGAAAAGAGAGGGUAUACGGAGAAAAGAGACAGUGUUAUAACAGAAUAUACGUAUCAUUUAAUUCAUAUAGGCAAUAAAAGAGCAAGAGCAAAACGAUUUCGUGCAACAAGUCAAAGUUCACGCUGGACUUCAAAGCACAUCAAGAUCCACCCCACAUUUAAACCACGGUCUAAACUACAGUCUGAACUACAGUCUGAAAGAGUCUACGCAAUACACCGCAUUCACAGUUUGCUAGACGCGUUUGUAUCGCGACUCAAUGAAAGCACUGAUUACACCGCUAAACAUGCGAUAUUAUCAGAAUUGUUAGACACUAUUGAACAAUUUAGCGGUGCUACUGAAUAUGAGUACUUCCUAAAGAAUCUAGUACCCAUAUUUAUAAAGGAACUUGAGGAGGUUCCCAUCUCAUAUAUAUCAACUAGCCCAGAACAGAAAUUGAGAAACAGCACGUUGGAGAUUAUCCACAGAUUGAUCAUGAACGAAACAUUCCAGCCGUUUGCAGAACAAGUAUUGGAUGCCUUGACAAAGAUCCUAGUCGAGGAAAACGAAGACAAUGGAGUUUUAUGUAUGAAAAUAAUCACUAGUUUGCAGAAAGCUUAUAAAGCAACGUUGGCAGACAAGGUACAACCAUUUUUGGAGCUCAUACAGAAAAUCUAUGACAACAUGGACCAAACAGUACAGGACAUUUUCUCGAACGAUUCUUCGGGCAAUGAAAACAAGGAAGAUGUAAAUGAGGAACAAAAUAUGUCGCCUGCUAACUCAUUCAAUGAUGACGCACCUACAAAGACAUUGAGCAAAGCCAUGUAUUCGUUCAAGACCUUGGCUGAAUGUCCAAUCACAAUGGUUUCGUUAUAUUCAUCAAAUAAGCAGCUUGUUGCGCCUUCACUCCCUCAUUUUUUGCCCAAAAUAAUGCAUGUAUUGCAAUUACAGGUCAAACCAGACGAAAAAUCUCAGCAAGAGUCUAACGACGUCGACUCAUCAAUCUCACCGAUGGUCAAAAAUAGACAGGCUUACAGUGAAUUCAUCUUGGGACAGGUUAAGGCUGCAUCCUUUUUGGCGUAUGUGUUUAUUAGAGGUUACGCUAAUCAAUACUUGAAACCGGAAGAAAGUGCAUGUAUCCCUGAUGUUAUUCUUCGAUUAUUGCAAGACUGUCCUCCUGAAUUGUCUAUUGCGAGAAAGGAGUUGCUUCAUGCAACAAGACAUAUACUUUCAACCCCAUUCAGAACGCAAUUUAUUCCAAAAUUGGGAUUACUUUUUGAAGAGAAAAUCUUGAUUGGUGAUGGGUUGACAUCUCAUGAAACGUUGAGGCCAUUGGCCUACUCCAUGGUUGCCGAUUUUAUCCAUAACGUGCGAGACGAACUAACUCCAGCACAGAUCUGGUCGACAGUCACUAUUUACUCGGGGUUGUUAAAGGACGAGUCUUUGCCAAUGUCAGUACAAAUCAUGAGUGCAAAGUUGCUUUUGAAUUUGGUUGAAAAGAUUAUGACUCUCCCCAACAAAUUGGAAGGCAGACAGUUGUUUCUCGUUAUUAUUGAUGCAUAUGCCAAGAGAUUCAAAAACUUGGAUCGUAAGUUUGACUUCAUUAUUGCCAAGCAUGAUGAAUACGAAAAGAAGAAGCUUAGUAAAGAAAAAGACUCAAAGAAAGCUAUUGAAAGAUACUCGUCCAAGCACAAUCAGGCACAAAAAGAGGAAAUUGCCGACGAAGACAAUGACCAGAUGGAUGUGGAUAAAGAAGAAGCACUGGGAGAAGCCAAUCCCCAAAUUGACAAAGCUCUUGGUCUCAACAUAUUCAAUAUUGACUCAUAUUCUCCUAUCGCUCCUGCCCCUACACCGAACACUACAGAUGUGUUGAAAGAUGCAAGAUAUCUUUUCCGUACAUUGAUGCAAUUUUUGAAAUCGGUAGUGUUUGGGUUGAAACAUUGCAACCCUCCAGUGCCUCCACAACCAGUCAUUACUGAUCCAGCCAAACAGCAGCAAGUGAAUUACGACAAAUGGAACGAUUCAGCAAAACUUAUAUCUGUUGAAGAGGUCAACAUCCUUAGGUCUUUGUUCCGAGGAGGUGUCAGUUGUCUUCGUUUUUUCUCAGUAUCAAAACCUAAACCUACAAUUUCGCAAAAGGCGUUUGAUUUUUCAACGGGAGGCCCUAAUUUGCCAAUCACUUCUUCCAAGGACGAAAAGGACUUGAUGGAAAUAUUUGCAACCAUAUUCAUAAACAUUGAUCCAGCUUCGUUCAAUGAAAUUGUUAGUUCAGAAUUGCCAUACAUGUUUGAAUCCAUGUUGGAAAAUGCAGCUUUAUUACAUUUGCCACAGUUUUUUCUUGCCAGUGAAGUAACAUCGGCAAACUUUUCAAGCAUAUUGAUUUCAUUUUUGAAGGAGAAUUUGAGUCAACUUGGUAAUGCAGACAUGAUAAAGUCCAACAUUCUCAUCCGGCUUUUCAAAUUGUGCUUUAUGUCGGUCAAUCUUUUCCCUACUAAUAAUGAGGGAGUUUUACUCCCACACUUGAACUAUCUCAUCUUGGAAGCAUUGAAACUUGGGACUAAAGCCGAAGAGCCAGUGGUUUAUUCUUAUCUCGUGAGAAUACUAUUCAGAAGUAUUAGUGGCGGCAAGUUUGAAAACCUUUACAAGGAAAUAAUGCCCAUCUUGCCUGUUUUGUUGGAAAAUUUGAACAAAAUGAUUGCCAAUGCGCAAAGACCGUACGAGAGAGACAUUUACGUAGAGUUGUGCUUGACUAUACCAGUUAGGUUGGCAGUGUUGGUCCCUCAUUUGAAUUACUUGACAAGACCACUUGUUUAUGCUCUCAAUGGACCACAGGAGUUGGUCAGUCAAGGUAUGCGUAUAUUUGAAUUAUGUGUUGACAAUUUGACUGCUGAAUAUUUCGACCCCAUAAUUGAACCUGUUGCUGAUGAAAUCAUGACUGCAUUGUGGAAACAUCUUGAGCCAGUACCAUACCACCAUCAACACAGUCACACUGCUAUCAGGAUUUUGGGUAAAUUGGGUGGCAGAAACCAUCGCAAGCUUAAAUCCAAUGAGAGCUUGGUCACAGUAUCAGAAGCAAAUCAAGAGAUUAAAGCCUUAGUCCAAGUAUAUGGCUUGAACGACUCAGUCCCAGUAUCAGUGACACCGGGGGUUGAGUCAGCCAUCAAGUUGUUAGAUGAUCCAAGGUUGAAAAUACAUUACCGAAUAAGCGCUUUCAACUACUUGACUAGUAUAUUAAAACUCUUCAUCAACACUACCCCAAUUCCAGAGAACUUUGUCCAAUUUGCACAAGAAAGUGUCGAGUUUUUGAAAAGGGACAAAUCUGACGAUAUUGACAUACCAUUGGCCCCACUGGAUAUCAAAGAUGGAGAAAAGCUUGACCUGCAGCAACAACUUUUCGCCAAGCUACUUGAAAUGUUGUUUUUUUCAGUUUCGAUACCUGAAUUAAAAGAAGAAGCGAGUGCAUUGAUUGAUGGGUUGACAACUCACUUCACAUUGUUACACUUGAGUACCUCUGUGAUUGACAAAAUCAGAAAAGAGCGCAAGUUUUCAGUGGACGAUAAUGAAGGUAAGGCCUACAUUAGCGAAAAUGCAUUUCUCAGUGCCAUCACUUACUCAUUAAGUUUUUGGGACAAAGACGUUAGAGCGAAAGGUAUUGAUGCGGUGAAAAGGAUCUACGACACCACGGUUAUCACGUUCGGGUCCGAAGAGAAUGCAUUGUAUUCCGAUGUCUUCAGAUCAAUGUUUUAUAAAUUCACACACUGCUGUUACAAUGAAUUUUACCACACUAAGCUAGGCGGUAUUAUUGGACUCAAGACCAUGUUUCAGGAAUUGAACAUCCCACCCGGCUGGUUUUAUCAAAGGCAAUUUGAGUUGGUGCGGUCUGUUUUCUUCAUCUUGAGAGACACGCCAACUACUGCACCAUUCGAAGUACGUGAAUCAGCUAAAGAAUUGGUUCUCGAGUUAUUGAAAACUUGCAACAAGGAUAUCACCAAAGAAACUGUUUUGGAAAAACCAUUCCAGACUCUUGUGGGAGCAUUGGUUUACGAUUUAGCCAGUCCAACCCCAAUGGUUAGAGAAGUUGCCCAGGAAUGUUUGACGGUGUUGUCCGAAGUGACAUCCACAUCCAUUGCCACUCUUAUGGGACCUUGCAAACACUUGUUGUUGACACCGAUCUUUGGCAAACCACUCAGAGCCUUGCCUUUUCCUAUGCAAAUUGGCAACAUCGAUGCCAUUACAUUUUGUUUACGUUUACCAGACACAUUUUUGAGCUUCAAUGAGGAGUUGAAUAGGUUGCUUUUGGAGGCGUUGGCUUUGGUUGACGCAGAAGAUGAAUCAUUGGCCAAUGUACAUCGUUUGAACGAGUAUCGUACCGCAAACCAGUUGGUUGAGUUGAGAGUAGUUUGUAUCAAACUAUUAUCUUUAGCAUUGUCAAAGCCCGAUUUCUCCAUUGGAUCUUUAGGUGAGGCAAGGAUCAGAAUUUUGGGUGUGUUCUUUAAAGCUUUGUGUAACAACUCCACUGAAAUUAUCAACGCCGCACACCAAGGAUUAGCCUCGAGCUUGCAAGAAAAUGCAAAACUACCAAAGGAAUUGUUGCAAAAUGGACUUCGACCAAUGCUUAUGAACUUGUCUGAUCAUAAAAAAUUGACCGUUUCUGGUUUGGAGGCGUUGGCUAGAUUGUUGGAGCUCUUGAUUUCUUAUUUCCGUGUUGAGAUUGGUAGGAAAUUAUUGGAUCAUUUGAUGGCAUGGGCUCAAAUCAACACCUUGAGACAGAUUGCCGGACAAAACUUGGAAAACAACCACACAGUUCAAAUAGUGAUGGCAAUCUUGAACAUUUUCCAUUUGUUACCGGCCAAGGCAUACACUUUUAUGGAAGAAAUAAUCAACACCUUGCAGUACUUGGAAGGUCAUUUGGAUCGUCAUCAAGACUCACCUUUUAGAAAGCCGAUAUCCAAGUUUCUCAACAGGUUUGCUGAAAACUGUGUGGAGUAUUUGAUCAACAACUUCAAGAAUAGGAAGCUAGGCAACAUGCUUGCAUCUAUUGCUGGAAUGGACGGAUGUGAUGGCUUGAGAAAACAAGCAGAGGAGAAAAUUCAAGUCUUAGUUGACGAUGUGACUUCCGAAUCGGACCCAGAGACUAAGGUUGUCAAGUUUGCAAACAUCAUUGAUUUGGUUGAAGCAAUCGCAAGGCAUGACAAGGAGUGGUUUAAAGGUCAGAAGCAAUUAUUGACUACGUUGUCUCAAGUCCCAGAGGAUAUACACGAGAUAAGUGUUGCGCCAGUGUUGUCGGCAGCUCAUUUCCGAAGCAGUCAAGCAAUCGACAAAUUGCAACAGCUAAUUGUUGAUUUCACAAGGGCCAAUAUGGACGAAACAGAUUUAAUUUUUUCUGUAGCAAACCGUCAUUGCCGAUUAGAGUAUGAGAUCUCGAACGUGUUUGAAGACUUUAUCUUCAAUGAUAUUGUUGCGUCUGAUGAUUUGGACUUGAAAACGAGGUACCUCAAUAGGACAGUGGAGUUCAUAAAUGAGCUGGAGCCAUGUUUAAAAGCAAAAAUCUUUUUCCUCAAGCGUGUUUUUGAUCCGAUAUUGGUGUAUGAGUAUGCCAAGAAGGGCGAUCUCUCCCAUAUGUUUGAAAAGGAAAAUCUGUGGAUUGAAAAAUUUGAUGAGAGUGUUUGGAGAUCAACAGAUGAUAUCAUUGGUAAUCACACAUCUGGAGCUAUUGACGGUUAUAGGUCAGCACUUUUGGAGGCUACAGCUUUGUUACUCAAGUUAGCCCCUACACACAUAAGCGACUUGCGUAAGGACAUUAUCAAGUUUAGUUGGAACUAUAUCAAACUUGACGACAAUAUCACCAAACAGAUUGCGUAUGUUACCACCGCAUACUUUAUUGCUGCGUAUGAAACUCCAGGCAAGUUGGCUACACAGGUUUUUGUAGCCUUGUUGAGGACACAUCAAACCGAUUCGAGGCACUUGGUUAGACAGGCAUUGGACAUUCUUGCACCGGUGAUGUCGGAAAGAAUGAGGGAUGCCGAAUCUCCCGAUAGUUGGUUGAAAUGGCCACGCCGUAUCAUCUCGGAAGAUGGAUUCAAUGUUACACAAGUCUUGAAUGUUUAUCAGUUUAUUGUCCAACAUCCAGAUUUAUUCUUUGUCGCGAGAGAGCACUUUAUAUCGAACAUCAUCACUGCCAUGGGUAAAUUGACAAUCUUGGCAAAUCCUGCUCUUGAAAAUCAACUAUUAGCUAUUGACUUGGCAGAGUUAGUUUUGUACUGGGAGCGGAAAGCAAAAGAUGUUGCAAAGAGUAGCGAGCUCGUUGAAGAACACACUAUUCAAUCUGCCGAGAAUGAACAUGAGACUGAAAUAGAUGCCAAAGCCGAGAGUGACUUCACCACAGCUCCAAAUUACUCUGUACCUUUUGGUCAAAGAGAAGCAUGUGUCACGUUCUUGAUUAGAUACGUAUGUAUAAGUCCUCAGAGGGCAUCGGAAAGUGAGUUGGGUCAAAAAGCUUUAGGGAUUUUGUAUGACUUGUUGAGUCCCGAGCAUUGGCCAGAAGUUGCUGUCAAGUUGACGUUUUUCGAGAAAUUUUUGCUUUCAAAUGAUUUGAACUCAAGUAAUUUAUUAGGAUACUGCUUGAACGCUUUGGAAGUUUUGGGAGUUGUUUUGGAGUGGAAGGAACCGGAAUGGAUUGUGACAAACUUGAGCUAUUUACAAAAGUUGCUUGAAAAAUGUAUCAAGUCCGAUAACCAUGACAUCCAAGAAAUCUUGCAAAGAAUCUUGUGUACCAUUUUGACCGCUAUCAACCAGCAUAAAGGAACCGAGGAAAAAAAUGACGAGGAGGAUGGUGAUGAUGAUGAUGAUGAUGAUGAUGAUGAUGUGAAGGAGUUUAUCAACUUGUUGACCACUUCUGUUUCAGAGGAUUUGGGCGAUAUGCCUUCGUUCGCAGCUGGUGUAACGUUGUCGUGGACUUUAGCACAGUUCAAACCUGCAAUAUUGGAUCCGUUAUUGCCUACGAUUAUGAAAGCUUUCAGCAAGCUUUGCAAAGAUCAUAUAACAAUAACACACCAGGGCUCUCUGGCCACCUCGAAGGAUAGUGCCAACGCUGAGUUCGAGGCCAAAAUGACCACGAAAUUGUUGGAAAAGAUUUUGAAUUUGUGUUCCAUGAGGAUUUCCAACUUGGGAGAUCAGCGUCGAAUCUUUUUGUCAUUGUUGGCGCAAUUGAUUGAGCGUAGUUUGGACAAGAGUAUGCUUGAAAAGAUUAUCAAAAUAGUCAAGAGCUGGGUAUUUUCAAGGACAGAUUUGUUCCCAACAACAAAGGAAAAGGCUGCGAUUUUAUCGAAAAUGAUGGUCUUUGAAGUGCGAGGUGAGCCGACAUUGUCUAAAGAAUUUUAUCAAAUCAUUGUGGAAAUUUUUGAAGAUGAUUCCUUCAGUUGUAGUGAGUUGACUGUUCGAAUGGAGCAACCAUUCAUGGUGGGCACGAGAUCUGUUGAUGUCUCGAUUAGAAGAAAAUUGAUGUCUAUAUUAAACAACAGUUUGGAGCAAGACGUCGCAAAGAGGUUGUAUUACGUUAUUCGCGAGCAGAAUUGGGAAUAUUUGGCGGACUACCCAUGGUUGAAUCAAGCCUUACAAAUCUUGUUCGGAUCGUUUAAUUUUGAAAACAAGAUUGAAUUUGUUGCCGAUGAGAACAGAUUGGCACCGGUUGAAGCAUUUAAAUUUCCAGAAUCGGAUUCAAUGGAGGUGGAUGCAAAUGAAAAAUUAAGGGAGUUGAUCCAGACGCACUCGAAAUUUCUACAAACCGUUAGCGAUAUCAAAGCAAAAGAUGUGUUUGAGCCAUUGAUUGAUUUAUUUUAUCAAAGCAGUGAAACAAUCCAAAGGACUUGGUCCGCGGUUUUCCCAAUAGUGUUUCAAUCUAUACCAAGAUCCGAACACUUGGACUUUACCAGAUAUUUGGUAAUUUUAUUAUCAAAAGACUUCCAUACACGUCAAAUUGAUCUUCGUCCGAACGUUAUUCAGUGCUUGUUAGAAGGAGUUGCUCGAUGUUACACUCUUCAACUUCCCCCGUUUGCUAUUGAGUGCCUUGCAGCAAACUUUGAUGCAUGGUCGCAAGGACUUCAACUAUUGGAGAACAUCAAUGAAGAAGCUGUACGUGUUAACGCGGAUGUUAGGGAGGUUGUACAAGAUGCGUUGUUGAAACUCUAUGCGACUUUGAAAGAGGACGAUAUGUUUUAUGGACUUUGGAGGAGAAGAGCCAAGUACAAUGAGACCAUAAGUGCGUUAUCGUAUGAGCAGAUUGGACUUUGGGAUAAGGCGCAGCAGUUGUAUGAAUCGGCCCAAAUAAAAGCCCGGAGUGGAUCAUUACCGUAUGGUGAAGCUGAGUAUGCAUUGUGGGAAGAUCACUGGAUAUUGUGUUCUGAAAAGCUUCAACAAUGGGAUAUUCUCACCGACUUGGCAAGACAUGAAGGCUUUUCAGAUUUGUUGUUGGAAUGUGGUUGGAGAGUUGCUGAUUGGUACAAUGACAGAGAAACUUUGGACCAAACGGUCAAAAAUGUGAUGGAUGUUCCAACUCCACGACGCCAAGUAUUUCAAACGUUCUUGUGUUUACAAGGGUUUGGUCAGGAGAAGGAAACUUUGCAAGAUUUGUCCAAAUUAUGUGACGAGGGAAUUCAACUUGCCUUGAGGAAGUGGUAUGGAUUGCCCAGAAGGUUCACCAAUGCUCAUAUCCCAUUGUUGCACACGUUUCAACAGUACGUUGAAUUUAUGGAGGCCAGUCAAGUUUAUUCAAGUUUGGUAACAACUAAUGCGCAAAACUUGGAUGUAAAGUCGCAAGAAUUGAAGAGAGUAUUGCAAGUAUGGCGUGAGAGAUUACCAAAUAUAUGGGAUGACAUCAAUAUUUGGAACGACUUGGUCACCUGGCGUCAGCACGCUUUCCAAGUCAUCAAUAAAGUGUACAUGCCAUUCAUUCCAGUAUUGCAGCAAUCCAAUUCAGGAAGCAAUGCAAACUCUUAUGCUUAUCGUGGGUUCCAUGAGAUUGCUUGGGUAAUUAACAGGUUUGCUCAUGUUGCAAGGAAGCACAACAUGCCUGAAGUAUGCAUCAAAGAAUUGACAAGAAUAUACCAAUUGCCAAAUAUUGAAAUUCAAGAAGCGUUCUUGAAAUUGAAAGAACAGGUCAAGUGCCACUAUCAAAAUCCUAAUGAACUUAAUACAGGUCUUGAUGUUAUUAGCAAUACCAAUUUGGUUUAUUUUGCUACUCAACAAAAGGCCGAGUUCUUCACUCUCAAGGGAAUGUUUUUGAGCAAGUUGAACCAAAAGGAUGAAGCCAAUAAGGCAUUUGCUACUUCCGUUCAGAUCGAUCUCAAUUUGCCAAAAGCGUGGGCUGAGUGGGGGGCGUUCAAUGAUCGUCGCUUCAAGGAGAACCCUAGUGAUAUGGUGUAUGCAAACAACGCCAUCAGUUGCUACUUGCAGGCUGCCGGGUUGUACAAGAAUGGCAAGACGAGGAAACUUUUAGCCCGCAUUUUAUGGUUGAUCAGUUUGGAUGAUGCAUCGGGCACCUUGGCGCAAGCAUUUGAAAACUUUAGAGGGGAAGUUCCAGUGUGGUAUUGGAUAACCUUUAUUCCACAGUUGCUCACAUCGUUAUCGCACAGGGAAGCCAAAUUGGCCAAGCAAGUAUUGGUGAGGAUAGCUAAGAGUUAUCCACAGGCUUUGCAUUUCCAAUUGCGUACAACUAGAGAGGAUCUUGCGGCUCAACAGCGCCAAGCCAUUGAAAUUGCACGUCAAAAAGCAGCAGCAGCAGCAGCAACAGCAGCGGCCACAGCCACAGCCACAGCCACAGCCACAGCUAUAACUGCCAAUUCUCCGUUUGGCCAGAGCCCAGGUGAAACAGGGAAGACUAAUGGCGAAGUUGGCAAUAAAAAUGAGUCUCAAAACGGAGCUCAAUCACAAUCGCCAGCGCCAGCACCAACACCAGCACCUGCACCAACAGCAACGACGGGAACAGCUGCAUCACCCAAUGAAACUGCCGCCCCAGGACAAUCACCAUCGCGUGCAAAUUCACAGUCUGUCCCACCGCCUUCUCGUCCGCAAUCGCAAAAUCAAGUUUCCAUCUCGGUUCCGCCAUCAGUUCGCCAGCCUUUGGAACAUGUAGAGGAGAUAAUGGCCAUUUUGAAGACUGCAUAUCCGUUAUUGGCAUUGUCAUUGGAGUCGUUGGUGGAUCAAAUUAACCAGAGGUUCAAGUGUACCGCAGACGAGGACGCGUAUAGACUUGGUGUUGCCUUGUUGAAUGAUGGGGUGCAGUAUUUGAAUAGGUUGGGUAAUCCCAAGGAGGAUGCAAAGUUGCCGCCAGUGACAGAAGCCAAUAUUACGAGAUUCGCUGAGACAGUGUUGCCUAAGCAAAUUAGGGCAGAGUUUGAAAAAGAUUUGGUACAUUCAAAACCAAACUUGGAAACUUACAUUACAAAAUUGAGGAAAUGGAGAGACAGAUUGGAAGAUAAAUUGGAUAGAAGAUUUACCAAGGUUAACUUGGAGAUUUUAUGUCCACAUUUGAGUGAGUUCCAUCACCAAAAAUUUGAGGAGAUUGAGAUCCCUGGGCAAUAUUUGUUAAACAAGGACAACAAUAACCAUUUUGUCAAGAUUGAAAGAUUUUUGCCAACUAUUGACUUAGCUCGUGGAACUAGUGCAUGUUACAAGAGAUUGAGAAUCAGGGGUCAUGAUGGUAGUUUGCAUACAUUUGCUGUCCAAUUUCCAGCUGCUCGUCAUUGUCGUCGAGAAGAGUCCGUUUUCCAAUUGUUCAGAAUAUUCAAUGACAGCAUUUCGAGGAGGGUCGAGACUAGGAGAAGGGAUAUUCAAUUUACAUUGCCUAUUGCCGUACCGCUUUCACCACAUAUCCGAAUUGUCAAUGAUGAUGUGAAUGAUAUAACCUUGCAAAAAGUUUAUGAGGAUUAUUGCAAAAAGAAUGGCAAGAGUCGCGAUGAACCAUUCAUUUACACUGUUGAGAAAUUGCGGGCUGCAUUUGAUCAUAGAUUGCCCAAGCCCGAUUUGGCAAGCAUACGAGUUGAGAUUUUGAGUGCUACUCAAACAUUGCUUGUCCCAUCUACUGUGUUGAAGGAUUAUUUCUUGCAGCUUUAUCCAAGCUUUGAUGAGUUUUGGUUGUUCCGGAAGCAAUUUACUUCUCAAUAUGCUUCCUUCAUAUUCACCACCUACAUGAUGUGUGUUAAUGCAAGGCAACCACAAAAGAUUCAUGUAAACAAGGGUUCAGGAAGUGUUUGGACUUCAGAUAUGUUACCUUGCAAGAUUCCCAACAGAUACGACAACAACAAUUCUCAAGCCAAACCAACACCAAUGUUUGUGAAUGCAGAGCAAGUGCCAUUUAGAUUGACGCCAAAUAUUCAAAAGUUGAUUGGCGAAAGUGGGUUGGAGGGAAUUUUGGCUGUUUAUGUGUUGUGCAUUGCCAGAGCAUUAUUGGAGCCUGAAUCAGAUUUGGAGCAAUAUUUGACUCUUUAUGUUAGAGACGAGGCUAUAUCAUGGAUAGCACAAGGUGGUGGCGAUAAGAACAGUACUGUUGCAGGACAAGAUAAGCAAUUACGUGAUGUUGUCAAGUUCAAUGUUGAUAGUAUUAUCAAGAGGGUAAUGAACAUGGGCCAUGUAUCUCCUAGUGGAGGCGUUGCCACACAAAAUGUGUUGGAGUUGAUUUCACAAGCUGUCAAUCCUCGUAAUUUGGCAGCUGCUGACACGUUAUGGAUGGCAUACUUUUAG
Molecule: messenger RNA, 13719 nt
Organism: Lodderomyces theae
Lineage: Eukaryota; Fungi; Ascomycota; Pichiomycetes; Serinales; Debaryomycetaceae
Gene: TRA1
Product: histone acetyltransferase
Exons: 4
Coding region: 1-13719 (4572 amino acids)
Biological process (GO): DNA repair; regulation of DNA-templated transcription
Cellular component (GO): nucleus; NuA4 histone acetyltransferase complex; membrane
Molecular function (GO): transcription coregulator activity; protein binding; acyltransferase activity
Source: RefSeq, a predicted model, not a curated record